CCCUAACGCCAUAAUCCAGGGUAAAUGCCGUACCGUGAUCGUCUCUGUGCUAACAUUUGCCGGCCCGUCCAAUUACGACGUCGCGUGCCCUUGUUUUCAAUGACUUCACGGAUUUUAACCUUGGCCGGAUUUCAUCUGAUGCCCGAGUAUCGAAAGGUAAAAAAAAAGUAAAAAAAAAUAUGUAUAAAGCACCGGAAUCAAUAGGAUUAACAACUAUUAAACUAAUUAAUUCGCUGCAUAAAACCAUAUCUUACACAUUCCGAAAUUAUAACCUUAAUUUUUCUCCAUAAAACAUUCCACAUUGCUCAUUUGAAAUACCAAUGAAUAUUGCUUAUGACUCCCAUUUUCGUAAGGCCUCGUCAAAAGCCUUCGGGUCACCAAUAAUAAUACAUCUAUCCCAAAAAAAAAGAUUCGGAAUGUCGGUCUACCGAACUAAUAAACUCGCUCGGUGGAAGAUCUUACCUUUUUACAUAUUAUGUACAUCGUGAAAACAUAUUGAAUAUAAAUGUGGAUAGACGCAAAUUUAUUAAUGUUUAAUAAGCUAUGAUUUUGUUGUUAAUGUCUAAAAAGCUACCUCUCACACCGGGAGAAGCGCUAUCAAACAAAUCUCCCAAGACCAAGUAAUUCUACAAAAAUUUAAAUUUUUGCCUAGUUGAUUUUUAUAACACGAUAUUAAUUUCUUCAAAUCAUUCCUGAACAUGUGUUAAGUACGUAUCUCAUUAGCAAAAUUGGUACCUGGGUGCCGAAUUUGAACAACGGGUACAGUUCCCAGUCAUCUUAUAAUUUAGACCACAAUAUCUUCACCUCCUCGAGGUGAAGUGAAGUCUUUAGCCGAGCUGUUUUGGAGGUCAUCCAGAGGGCUCUGGGUAAAUAAUGAGUGAAUGAUAGUGUCAUUGAAUCAGAAACUCAUCGAGGCACGGUGGAGGUUACCCGUACCACAGAUCUGGUGUGUGACAUAUCAAAUAAUCACAGACUGCCAUCGGAGUCUGCGAGGUAUCGACACCGGGUGGGUUUUGGCUCAGCUGCCUUUCAAGUUAAAACUCAUAAUUACGUAUCUACCGCAUAGGAAAACAGAUCCAGAUACUUCAUUAAUGUUCAAGAUGAGAAUUGGAGGUGAGAACUGGAUGAGAAUAUAAGAUGAGGAGAUUACUUCUACUGCGAGGUAAUCAUGAGAAAAUAUUUGCAGUGAAUGGAAGUCGUGAUAAAAUACUACUAAAUGAAGUUUCAUGAAAUUUCCCAAUCUAAGUUUAGACGUUAGAACAGCGCAUACGCUGUGAUAUAUUACGAUCAAUACACGACAUGUGGCGCCUGAAUAGUUUCAAGAUUAUUGAUGAUUUUCAAACAACUAGCAAAUAUCACAGCACACCGUGGCUGGGAUUCACGAAUCUCCCGUCCCUCUCUUCCUCUAUCUUUAAUUAAAUUCUCUAGACCUGUUUGGGCUCUUGUGCGAUCCUCUAAAUUUCAUUUAACGUUUACAAAACUAAUAACCAAAUAACGUACAGGAUAACCAUAAUAAUUUCGGUGUUUUUAUCAAUUUUUGUUCGCAAAACGCGGUUCAAUCCGAUCUUUGAGUGGAUUUGGUUAGUUUUUGAAAUAUAACCCUUUCGUUUUUAUACGAUCGUAUUUAUUUUACUAAAAAUCCAAUCUAAUUCGAUUCCAAUUCUCCAAAAUCCAAUUAAGCUGUAACGUGAUAGAUAAAUUGAAUUUUACAAAGCAUUAAUUAAAAAACGCGUUCGCUUAACGGCGCGGCGUGGAAAACAAAUAUUGUCUCAAUUAGCGUAGUCAAGACAGUUUUCUUUAUGGCUCGGGACGCUCCCUGUUCCCAUUUCGUAUCGCACCACUAGCAAAGGGUGGUGGGGUUGAACUGAAAUUGUGGGGCGCCUUCAGGACUAGUCCGGCCACUGAUAAACCCACGAGCAUUGCGAAUUGUGACGGCCGCCCUGCUGGUUCAUUCUUUUAAAAAAAAAACCACUUCAUUUUAAAACAACAGUAUAAAAUAUAGAAAAAAAUUGUUAUGUUUUUUGCGUAAAUUUUAAUUAGUAUUAACCGCGUAUCAGUCAUGAGUAUUUUGAAGAUUUUAAGUGUUUUUCUUAUUCCCGCUUCAGUAUACAGUGCGGUUCGAAUUACUCAACAAGUGGUACAGACGACGACAACACAAACGCCGCCGCCCGCGCCCGUGGUCUCCACCGCUUCAUUUGCGGUACUAGAUGAAAUAGCUACUUUCACGACUGCGCCCGUUUGUCCUGACGCCAUCAAUACCUCGGUACCACUGGGAAGACUCCGCACCGCACUGAGGAACUCGGCAUACCUGCGCAAGGACACGUUGCUGGAUGCAUUUAUUGUUUUUUUUAGUGAUGAGCAUUUGAGUGAAGAGCCUUCUCCUGAAGAGCGGCGCUUGGAGUAUAUCAGUGGCUGGGACGGGGCGGGUACCGCUGCCGUGUUAGCUGACGGUGGUGCCGCUAUUUGGGUGCCAAGUGGCGACGUUCACAACGCUAGGGCCACUUUGUCUUGCGCGUGGGAAGUAUUGGAUGGUGACGAUCCAAGCCAACGUACUAUUUCCGAAUGGAUUGUGGAUCGGCUUGGUCGCAAGGGCCGGGUCGGCGGUGAUGCCAGACUGACGUCAGUCGUUGAAUGGCAAACUAUCUCGUCGUCCCUUCAUCGCGAAGGGCUUCUACUGAUUGACGUUCCGACCUUGGUAGAUCAACUUUGGAAUGACGAGGUCGACCCACCGAGGAGACGACCAGAAUUCUCUAAGAUCGUAGCUAAUAAACAUCAAAUGGAAUAUGUUGGAAUGUCGUGGCGGGAAAAAGUAUCCGCCGUGCGCAAUGAACUGCGGGCAGUUGGGGCGGAAGCGAUAAUCAUCACGGCCCUGGACGAGGUAGCUUGGUUACUGAACGUAAGGGGACGCGACGUGCCCUACGCGCCUUUGCUGAAGGCUUUCGUGAUCGUUAGUCUACGGGACGUGAGGGUGUUCGCACCGCCAGGAAAACUCUCCAUGCCCGUCAGAAAAGCUUUGGAUGUAUAUAACUGUUUCACCAAUAACUGUACUAGAGUAAACGACUACACAGCUAUUUACGACGAGCUGCGUCGCUCGAGUGAAUCCAAGAUCCUGAUACCGGCGGCAGGAACGUUUCAGCGGGGCGCCUCUGCUGCAAUAGCACAAAGCGUACCACUAAGCAAACGAGUGUUUCUACUCUCUCCGAUUAUAUAUUUGAAGGCGCAAAAGAAUGAGGCGGAGGCGAAGGGUAUGAGGAAAGCCCAUCUGAGAGACGCCGUUGCUAUGUGCACCCUUUUCAGUUACUUAGAGAAUAAGUCCGGUCUGAGCGAGAUGUCAGUGCAGACAACAGUGGACAUCACCCGGGAGACUCAAGCCGGCUACGUCGGACCGGCCAUGCAGACUCGUGUGGCGUACGGGCCCAGCGCCGUGGAACCCGAAUAUCGCCCAAACAAUGCCACUAACCGACGUAUAUACAAGAAUUCCACUCUGGUCAUACGAUCCGGCGGCCAAUAUGACGAGGGAACGACAGUAGUGACCCGCACGGUUCAUUACGGCACGCCGAGCCGCGAGGAGCGACGCGCGUACACGACCGUGCUGCGGGCGGUGGCCGCGUUGUCCGCCUUCACCGCGCCCAGCACGCUGCCCGCCGCGCACGCCGACCCCGUGGCCCGCGCGCCGCUCUGGGCCGCAGAUCAGGACUACCCCCAUCCCACAGGUCACGGCGUCGGAGCUGCACUUAACCGGAGAGAAGAUCCCGUUGUAAUCGAUUACCGUCAAGAUACAAACUUGCACACACUGAGAGAAGGCUAUUUUAUCACGUGCGAACCUGGUUGGUACGAACCCGGAAAGUUCGGUAUUCGGCUAGGGAAUGUUGUGGAGGUGAUCGGCAAACCUAAUGAGUAUCUAGGAUUCAGAGAGGCUACUUUGCUACCUUAUGAACCCAAACUCAUCGACAAGAACAUGCUGACUGAAUACGAGAUCACAUGGUUGAACGGUUAUAACGACCGUAUAAGGAAGAUAGUUGGGCCAGAGUUGAUGUCUCAGGGUCUAACCGACGUGUACUACUGGAUGAUGAACAAGACGGCACCAUACGAGCUUCCUUCCAAGGCUAAGAAGGCGCAAAUGAACUCAGCCGUGCAUAUUGCAGGCAUUCGAGAAAUCGUAGCUCUAAUUUCCUUUAUAUCACUCACGUUGUUCAGCUAAAUACUCAUCGAUUUAGUCAAACAAGCUUUUUAGGCGUAGUUGAUCAAUUAAAUAUUCACGUUCGACAUCCUUGCAGAAUUAGAAUGUGAAUAGAAUAGAUAUAUCGAUUAUAAUACUGUUUUCGUUAAAGUUUGAAGAAACGUGUAGGGAAAAUCUAGCAAAGGGAUCAUUAUUCGCAGUCCAAAUAUAAAUAGUGUUUUGAAGUUUGACGCUUUGAACACAAAAAUGUCCCGGAGUGCAUUAAAGCAAUAAUAAUUAUAUAACUUAAAGUAUAUCUAUUAAAUGUCAUAGCAGUAGAACUUAUAUUUUAAAAAUAAUUAAUUAUAAACGAAUAAAUUGCGAAUAUAAUAUUAAUCGACUAAUAAUAACUUAGAGAAUGUAAGGUAUUUUAUUUAGAUAUUCUUACUGUUGCGUAAUCGUGCGAUCUGGUUUGAAGGAUAGAAUAGUUACUUUU
Molecule: messenger RNA, 4655 nt
Organism: Bombyx mori (domestic silkworm)
Lineage: Eukaryota; Metazoa; Arthropoda; Insecta; Lepidoptera; Bombycidae
Product: xaa-Pro aminopeptidase 1
Exons: 11
Coding region: 2060-4201 (713 amino acids)
Source: RefSeq, a predicted model, not a curated record